Molecule: messenger RNA, 216 nt
Organism: Fomitiporia mediterranea MF3/22
Lineage: Eukaryota; Fungi; Basidiomycota; Agaricomycetes; Hymenochaetales; Hymenochaetaceae
Exons: 1
Source: RefSeq, a predicted model, not a curated record
UUGGACCAGCAAGCACUUGACAUAUCAUCUCUUAAUUUGGACUCGGGGGAUGUGGACGAGCAGGUCUCCGAACCACCACCUAAAAUAUCGCUUGCACGAGAGAAAGUCCUUGAGGAAGCACGGAAGGCGCUGGAUGCCAGCCCGAAGAAAGCUGUUAGCCUUGUGGUCAUUGGUAAGUAUUUUGGACAACACCGGUCACUGCAGUCUAUUCAAUAA